UGUCAUUGCCACCAGGAGGUGAUAGAGAACAGCAAUCCCCAUCAGGCUGCAGAUUGCUGUCAUUACCACCACGAGGCGCUGGAGAGCAGGGAUCCCCGCAAGGCUGCAGAGAGUAGUCAUCAUCCCUAGGGGGUGCUAUAGAGCAGCCAUCCCCAUAAGGCUGUAUAUAGUGGUCAUCACUAACCAGAGGUGACAGAGCAGCGAUCCCCGCAAGGCUGCAGAGAGUAGAUAUCAUCCCUAGGGGGCGCUAGAGAGCAGCGAUCCCUACCUUUGCCAUAUCCAGGAGUGGUGGCCUUCCCCUCCGGUGGCAGCCGUCCAGGGCUGCGUCUUCUGAGAUGGUCCCUGCCGAUGCCAACUCCAGCGCGUCGCCCCCGUCGGAGCUCUGCCCCAACUGCAGCCUGGCGUCGCUGGCAGCGGUGCCCGUGGGCAAAGCCGUGGCUCUGGGCCUGGUGCUGCUGGUGUUCAUGGUGUGUGGCGUGUUGGGCAACGUCCUGGUCAUCCUGUCGGUGGUGUGCCACCGGCACCUGCGCACGGUCACUCACUACUUCAUCGUGAACCUGGCGGUGGCCGACCUGCUCCUGAGCGCCGCCGUGCUGCCCUUCUCGCUGGCCCUCGAGUUGUUUGGGCGCUGGGUGUUCGGACGGCUGCUGUGUAACAUGUGGGCGGUGCUGGACGUGCUGUGCUGCACGGCGUCCAUCCUCAGCCUGUGCGCCAUCUCCGUCGACCGCUUCCUGGCCGUCAGCCGGCCGCUGCAGUACCCGGCGCUGGUGACCGGCCGGCGGGGGCUGGUCACCGUGGCGAUGCUCUGGACGCUGGCGGCCGCCAUCUCGGUGGGGCCGCUGCUGGGCUGGCGCCAGCCGAUGCCCGAGGACGAGUCCGUGUGUCGGGUCAACGAGGACCCGGGCUACGUGCUCUUCUCCGCGCUCGGCUCCUUCUACGUUCCGCUGGCGGUCAUCCUGGUCAUGUACUGCCGCGUGUACGUGGUUGCCAGGCGACACUCCCGUGCCCGCUCUCGCUCGCUGAGGGAUGGCGGAGCGACCUCGCUACGGAUGCACUGCGGGAAUGCUCAGAGCGUGACCAACAAGCAGGACAGAGGAGGAGGAGAUGGAGGAGGAGGAGGAGGAGGAGGAGGAGGGAAGAGCGGCCGGAGAAGCCUCCUCCGUCUGCUGAGGUUCUCGCGGGAACAGCGGGCGGCCAAGACGCUGGGGAUGGUGGUCGGCUGCUUCAUCCUCUGCUGGCUACCCUUCUUCCUGGUGCUGCCCAUUGGCUCCAUGUUUCCUUCCUACCACCCUUCUGAGACGGUCUUCAAGGUGACCUUCUGGCUCGGCUACUUCAAUAGCUGCCUGAACCCCAUCAUCUACCCAUGCACGUGCCAGGAGUUCAAGCGGGCCUUCCUCAGCGUGCUGCGUGCCCAGUGCCUCCGCAAGGCUGGACAUGCCAGCAGGCAACAUAAGUCCCCCCGGCUCUCCUACUCCUCCGCCACACACCCGCCUCCCUGCUCGACCCCUCCGCCCCAAACCCCCGAGACGCUGCCCGCAGGUGCCCACCGCCACCGCCACCGCCCCCACCCCCGCGCCGAUGACGACGCAGGGCGCCCCUGCUGGCGCGCCUCUGUGCCCCCACUCUGCCUCCCCUCUGAAGGUGUGCUGUUUCGGGGUAAGAGAGAGCCUCUCCGGGCCCUGCUCCCCGACCGGUUCUGCCCCAGCCCCUGCCCCACCGUCCCGCUCCACCAAGACCAGGACCCUUCAGCUCUCCCUGGGCAAGAGUGUGGGUCAGGCUCUCUGACCGCCUACAAGCAGGAACACUGA
Molecule: messenger RNA, 1808 nt
Organism: Alosa sapidissima (American shad)
Lineage: Eukaryota; Metazoa; Chordata; Actinopteri; Clupeiformes; Clupeidae
Gene: adra1ab
Product: adrenoceptor alpha 1Ab
Exons: 3
Coding region: 336-1808 (490 amino acids)
Biological process (GO): positive regulation of cytosolic calcium ion concentration; adenylate cyclase-activating adrenergic receptor signaling pathway; phospholipase C-activating G protein-coupled receptor signaling pathway
Cellular component (GO): membrane
Molecular function (GO): alpha1-adrenergic receptor activity
Source: RefSeq, a predicted model, not a curated record